CAGUCACAUAAUACUGAUGGUGGCGGAUGAUAUGGCAUGCAAUCCACGGAACCCAAGACCUGCCACUGUAUUCAACAAUGCUAAUGAACAGAUAAAUGUGUAUGGUGAUGAUGUAGAGGUAGAUUACAGGGGAUACGAGGUGACAGUUGAGAAUUUUAUCCGUGUGUUGACAGGACGUCUGCCACCUAGUACACCAAGGUCUAAGAGAUUGCUUACUGAUGAACAUAGUAAUGUCCUUGUGUAUAUGACAGGCCAUGGUGGAGAUGGGUUUCUCAAGUUCCAGGAUGCUGAGGAAAUAUCGAGUGUUGAACUCGCCGAUGCCUUUGAACAAAUGUGGCAGAAACGGAGGUACCAUGAAUUAUUUUACAUGAUUGACACAUGUCAAGCAGAAUCUAUGUUCCAGAAGUUCUAUUCUCCUAACAUCCUUGCUGUGGCCAGCAGUAAAGUAGGAGAGGACUCCCUUUCUCAUCAUGUAGAUCCAGCUAUAGGUGUUUAUGUGAUAGACAGAUAUACUUACUAUGCUUUAGAAUUCCUGGAAAGUGUUCAACCAGACAGCAAGAAAACCAUGGGUCAGUUUUUCAGGGUUUGUCCACGUAGCCAGUGUGUGUCUACAGUAGCAUUCAGGACAGAUUUGUUCAAGAGAGAUCCCAAUAAAGUGCUGCUCACCGACUUCUUCGGCAGUGUACGUAAUGUGGAACUGCUCACUGAAACUGUACCACUAGCGAAUAUAUCACUGGAUGAAACUUGCAGCAAAGACACUUGUAAGCGAAGUGAACAAAAACCAUCAAGAGAAAAAUUGACGUAUGCUCAACAGUUUCCAAUGCCAUCUUGAUUCAGGUGAUCUAGAAUGAGACAACAUUCACAGAUAUAUAAUAACGAAAUUGAAUGGUGAGAAAACUGUAACAAGAAAUGCUGAGAUGACGCAAGGAAGUAGAUCUGUAUCUGAAAGGGAUUAAUGUGAUCCAGUAGUGCCUUUACAGUUGAAUUCUUUAACACUUAAUAUGGAGAAAUCCUAUCUUUAAAUUGCUGCUUGUUAUGUUUAUGUGCUUAUUCAUUGGCUACUGAUACUCUCUUGUUAUUUGGUGUAAUGGAAAUGACCUGCAACCUUAAUACUUGAACUUUCAAUACUGUUGAAUUAUCUAUACUUUAUUUGUUAUUAAAUUUUAUGUUUCUUUAUUACAUUUUUACCUGAAUCGAAGAUGAGUUAUCAUGAUAUUGCUGUCUCUGGCUUGUUUUGGUCAACUGUCCAGAAAAUUCAAUACAAAAUAACAAGUUAGGGAACGACAGAGUUCAGUUCUUUACAUUGGAUUAUUUUGCAUGAAACAUAAAGUAGUUCCCAUAUCAUGUUUAUAUAAAAAAAAAAGAGUCCUUAAGACUAAUUUUGGGGCUGCCACAUGGGUCAGAGUUUUACAAGGUCUUGACAGGAAAAGUUGACAUGUUCUAAAUUUCAUUAUUAGUGAGUAUUGCCUCAGGCAUCACAAAUGUUAAGGUCACACCAGGAACUUAUAUGAGCCGUGCCAUGGGAAAACCAACAUAGUGGGUAUGCGACCAGCAUGGAUCCAGACCAGCCUGCGCAUCCGCGCAGUCUGGUCAGGAUCCAUGCUGUUCGCUAACAGUUUCUCCAAUUCCAAUAGGCUUUAAAAGCGAACAGCAUGGAGCCUGACCAGACUGCGCGGAUGCGCAGGCUGGUCUGGAUCCAUGCUGGUCGCAAACCCACUAUGUUGGUUUUCUCAUGGCACGGCUCAUAUACUGAGCAGACCAAGCAUUGAGUAUUCAAAUUUCAUGUAGUUAUUUAUGCCUAUUUUAAAGGUUUAAGAUAGAUGCUGAUUAUUGUUGAAUAUAUUCAUGCUUGUACAGUAAUCUAAGUAAGGAUUUUUCUAUGUUUUGAUAAUAAAGUAGAUCUGUUUUCAAAUACUUUACAAGAAAAACAUUUCUGAUCAUUUUAAACAUAGGAAAUGUAUAUAUAAUUAACUCUUUUCAACAAAGUUCUGUGAAAUUUUUAAUUAUGUAAAAUCACCCCUUGUGUGUAUACUGCCAACUUUUAAAAAGUUCAUAUCUGUAAAAUGAAGUGUGUUUCCAGUCAGUGAGUUGUAUUAUUAUUCACCUUAUCAAUCAUAUAUGAAACAUUGCGGAUUAAAAACUUCAAUUUUUUUGCUUUAUCAUUGGCUUUAUUUUCAGGUAUGCAUGAUUUUAGAAUUUAAUGAUUGUUGAACGAAAUAGACCUAAAGUUACCAUGUAAUCAAACAUUUUACUUUAACUGUUCAAAGCUAUUCAAAAAAAUUUGGAAGACCCUCAAAAAGUACAUUUCAAUGUAAUGUUUCCGACCUGCAUUAUAAAUGGAAAAUAAGUCUUGUGUUAGAUGACCUUUUCUUGAGAAAUAUUAAUUUGUAUGAGAAAUAUGACAAUCAAGAAAAGUAUCUAUAAUUCCAACCGAACUGUUAAAUAAAUUGUUGUUGCUUGUUUAGUUUGAAUGAUUAUAAAAUAAAUGAUCUAUUCUAACCAGAAGAAAUAUUUGUGUUUUUACCAGAGCUCAUAUCAAAAUAUAAAAUAAAUCGACUUCUUUACUUUACAUUAGGUACCAGGACGAUUUGGUAAAAGACAUUUUGUCUGAUAUCAUUUGUCCUCCACCGUUGAUUCAUGUGGGGAAGUUGGCAGUUACUUGCGAAGAACAGGUUUGUACUGGUACAGAAUCUAGGAACACAGGUUAGGUUAACUGCCCGCCAUUACAUAACUGAAAUACUGUUGAAAAAUGGCGUAUAACCAAAAACAAAACAAAACAAAGCUUAACAGAUAUAUCGGUAUCUUUAUCAUUACUGUGUUAAUUAUUACAUGAAUAAAAAUUAAAACGGUUUAACAUCACAUCAAAACACUGCAGGAUUUUGUGGAUCAUGUAGCAUAUGUUUUUGUUAACAUGUAUGAUUUUUUAUAUGAUUAUACUGUAAGUAUUGUGCAAUAUAUUGUGUUAAAUGUGCUAUGUUCAAAAAUGUGUGUUAUAUAUACCUACUUGGAUGAACAGCAAGUGUUUUAUAAAGAGCAGGCCUGCUUGAGAAGCAAGUUCUACAGUAACCCAAGUAUAUAAUUUCCAAUAUAUGAAAAUCGUAUUAUUUGUUUAUAUUUUUAGUAAAGAAAAUGCUACUGCCAGGCAGAUAAGAACAGGCAUCCAUUUGAUUGAUGAUUAAUGUUUAAUUUUGUUUUAUAUACACCUUUAAAACAUAACAUAUUUGUGAUUGUCAUUGCUUGUGGCAACAAACCAACAGCACACACUAAACUUGUCUGAUCUCUAAGUUGAGUAGUUCUUAUCCAAAGUUCACCAACUUGGUCACAAUUGUUAAGGGCGUAAAAAUUCGGCCAGGUUCAAUAAUCAACUGGAUCCUCCCAUGUCUUUCUUGUGCUAUGGCCCUUGAGUUACUCAAAAUUGCAAAUAUGGACAGCAUCUGCUGUCAAACUUGAGCAGUCCUUAUUCCUUUAUGAAAAUAGACAGUGUUCAUUGACUGACUUAAGAAGUUUUAAUGCAACUUUCACAAAACUUUGUCACAAUGUUUAUGGGCUUAAUGUCUUCACCUAGUAUGACAACCAGCCAGAAAUUCUCAGUCACUAUUAAGUUAUGGUAUGGAAGGCUGUUGGUUCUACCCAGGUGCCCGCUCAUGAUGAAAUAAAGCACGGAGGGGCACCUGUGGUCUUUCUCCACCAGCAAAGCUGGAAAGUCGCCAUAUGAACUAUAAUUGUGUCAGAGCAACGUUAAACCCAACAAAAACAAAAAAUUAAGUUAUAGCUGUGGACCUGUGUGCCCUUGUAACUAUCACAUUGACUUUGUUCAUUAGCAAACUAAACAGAAAAUAGUUAUCAGAUUUGAACUUAGUUACUGUAUGUGAACAGAAUCAUGUGUGUAAUUCUAAUUUAUUCAAGACACAUUCAUAAAAUUGUGACUAUUAUCUUAUUAGAUAUUGUAAUGUCAUAUGUGAUUGCAUUCCAUUUAAUAAAGAAAAACAAACA
Mercenaria mercenaria is the source of this 3993-nucleotide messenger RNA. RefSeq names its product GPI-anchor transamidase-like. Gene Ontology annotation, cellular component: GPI-anchor transamidase complex. The transcript is spliced from 8 exons. The record is from RefSeq and is a predicted model, not a curated record. The coding region runs from base 17 to 832 and encodes 271 amino acids. Gene Ontology annotation, biological process: attachment of GPI anchor to protein; protein localization to cell surface; proteolysis. Gene Ontology annotation, molecular function: GPI-anchor transamidase activity. NCBI's taxonomy places the organism in Eukaryota, Metazoa, Mollusca, Bivalvia, Venerida, Veneridae.